Molecule: messenger RNA, 941 nt
Organism: Frankliniella occidentalis (western flower thrips)
Lineage: Eukaryota; Metazoa; Arthropoda; Insecta; Thysanoptera; Thripidae
Exons: 2
Coding region: 117-599 (160 amino acids)
Source: RefSeq, a predicted model, not a curated record
GGACCAGCGGGGCGCGUCAGUCGAGAGCAGAGGCGCCGGCCGACAACACUCCGCGACCCGAGGUACGACUCUCUUUGACCAGUAGGAAGGCUCCUCGCCCUUCUCGUCCGCUCGAGAUGGCGGGGUCCAGGACCCUGACCGUCGCGCUGCUGGUGCUGCUGCCGCUCGCCCUGGCCCUGGCCCGCCCGGACGGGCCGACGCUCCCCGAGGCCGCGGCCGCCCAACCCCGGCACCGUCGCUCGGCCACUGAGGAGAGGAGGAAGUGGAACGACUGCAUCAUCAUGGAGCGCCAGUGCAACGACAAGGAGUGCAGCGAGUGCGCCCCGGGCGGCAAGCACGACGACUGCGCGUUCAUGUGCCGGUGGAACUGCAAGUGCGGCUGCGGCGGCUACCCCCAGGCCGGCGCGGACCUGGCCCGCUGGGGCGAGUGCUACCGCGAGGAGCGGCGGUGCGGGGAGACGCACUCGGCGUGCAAGAAGGGCUGCGCCAAGAAGUCGGGGCAGGGCGAGUGCGAGAGCAAGUGCGAGCUGGACUACAAGAAGUGCGCCUGCGAGUGCAUGCAGUCCAGCACCAGCACCUCGACCAGCACCACCCACUAGAGCCCUUAAUUAUACCCGAGGGGGCAAUAACUCCCUUUUGAAGUGUACACAUGAUUCCCGAAAUACUUGAUUCCCAGUGAUUCCCGGUGAUUCCCGCCGGCUUAUAUUUAUUCCUUAGGUUUUCUAGUUGUAGAAAACGGUUAUUCCGACUAAUUUGUACCAGUUUCGCUAGUUUCCCGCUUAGUUUGAGCGAUUUCUGUUGAUUUCGAUCAAUUUUUAUCGUGAUGAUUCCCAGGCAGGUGUACACAUGAUUCCCGGAGUUCUUGCCCCCUCGAUUAUACCAUUUCUUUCAAGUGAUUUCAGAACAAACCGAGUACAAUAAACAGUUCGAUGACUACCUUU